CCACUGGUCCCCACAGGCAGAGAGAGUGGAGCUGCACAAGAACACUCACAUCCAACCUCAAAACCUUCCAAAGGAAGAACAUAUUUUUUUUUAAAGGCCAGUCUAGCCUAAGCAGUCAUGUCGGCCAAAGCCAUCUCCGAGCAGACGGGAAAGGAGUUCCUCUACAAGUACAUCUGCACGUCGGCGGCUGUCCAGAACAGAUUCCACUAUGCCUCCGUGACUGCAGAGACCGACUUUGACCGACUGGUCCAAGAGCACCCAUGGCUGCUCACAGAGAGGCUGGUGGUGAAGCCUGACCAGCUGAUCAAGAGGCGAGGGAAGCUGGGCCUGGUCGGCAUCAACCUGGACCUGAACGGCGUCAAAGAGUGGCUGAAAUCCCGCCUCAUGAGAGAAGCAACAGUGGGAAAAGCUAAAGGCAUGCUCAAGAACUUCCUCAUCGAGCCGUUUGUCCCACAUAAACAGGAAGAGGAAUUCUACGUGUGCAUCUAUGCUACCAGGGAGGGGGACUAUGUGCUGUUUCACCACGAGGGAGGGGUGGAUGUAGGAGACGUGGAUGCCAAGGCAAAGAAGCUGCUAAUUGGUGUGGAUGAAAAGAUCAGCGCUGACUCCGUGAAGAAGGAGCUGCUGACUAAUGUUCCAAAUGAUAAGAAAGAGGUCCUGGCCAGCUUCAUUAUUGGGCUCUUCAACCUCUAUGAGGACCUGUUCUUCACAUACCUGGAGAUCAACCCACUGGUGGUAACAAAAAAAGGAGUUUACGUGCUGGACAUGGCAGCAAAGAUUGAUGCCACAGCGGACUACAUCUGCAAGGCCAAGUGGGGCAACGUGGAGUUCCCUCCCCCAUUCGGCAGGGAGGCCUAUCCUGAGGAGGCUUACAUCGCCGACCUCGAUGCCAAGAGUGGUGCCAGCCUCAAACUGACCCUGCUCAACCCCCAGGGCAGGAUAUGGACCAUGGUGGCAGGAGGAGGUGCAUCAGUGGUGUACAGUGACACUAUCUGCGACCUGGGUGGGGUUGACGAGCUGGCCAACUAUGGGGAGUAUUCAGGAGCACCAAGCGAACAGCAGACCUACGACUACGCCAAGACCAUCCUGUCUCUGAUGACCAGAGAGAAGCACCAUGACGGAAAAGUACUGAUCAUUGGGGGGAGCAUUGCAAACUUCACAAAUGUCGCAGCAACAUUUAAGGGAAUUGUUCGAGCCAUUAGAGACUACCAGGUGCCACUUAAGGAGCAUGAGGUCACCAUUUUUGUCCGCCGUGGAGGCCCCAACUACCAGGAAGGUCUCCGGGUGAUGGGAGAAGUUGGCAAGACCACUGGGAUCCCCAUUCAUGUCUUUGGCACAGAAACUCACAUGACUGCUAUUGUUGGCAUGGCACUGGGCCACCGGCCAAUCCCCAACCAGCCUCCUGUUGCAGCCCACACUGCCAACUUUCUCCUCAACUCCAGCGGCAGCACAUCGACUCCAGUAUCCAGCAGAACUGCUUCUUUCUCUGAAAACAAAGCCAAAGUUGAAAGCUCUCCAGCCAAGAAGGCCAAAACUGGAGCUCCAAUCGCCAAGGGAGCUACGCUCUUCACCAAACAGACAAAGUCCCUGGUGUGGGGCAUGCAGACGCGGGCAGUGCAGGGCAUGAUGGAUUUUGACUAUGUCUGCUCCAGAGAUGAGCCAUCUGUCGCAGCCAUGGUCUACCCGUUCACUGGAGACCACAAACAGAAGUUCUACUGGGGCCACAAAGAGAUCCUCGUCCCUGUGUAUAAGAACAUGAGCGAUGCCAUUAAGAAACACCCAGAUGUGGAUGUGCUCAUCAACUUUGCCUCUCUGCGCUCAGCCUUUGACAGCACCAUGGAGACAAUGCAGUACUCACAGAUUCACACCAUUGCCAUCAUCGCAGAAGGCAUCCCAGAAGCCCACACCAGGAAGAUCAUCAAGGCAGCGGAUCAGAAAGGUGUCACAAUCAUCGGACCCGCAACUGUUGGAGGAAUCAAACCGGGCUGUUUCAAGAUCGGGAACACAGGAGGCAUGCUCGAUAACAUCCUCGCCUCCAAACUCUAUCGUCCAGGCAGCGUGGCCUACGUGUCCCGCUCAGGCGGCAUGUCCAAUGAACUCAAUAACAUAAUCUCCCGCACCACUGAUGGCGUUUUUGAAGGUGUGGCCAUUGGUGGAGACAGAUACCCAGGCUCUGUGUUUACUGACCACGUGCUGCGCUACCAAGACACUCCUGGAGUGAAGAUGAUUGUUGUACUGGGAGAGAUCGGAGGCACAGAGGAGUACAAGAUCGGCCAGGCGAUUAAAGAGGGCAGGAUCACAAAGCCAGUGGUGUGCUGGUGUAUUGGCACCUGUGCCACCAUGUUUUCCUCAGAGGUUCAGUUUGGACACGCAGGAGCUUGUGCAAACCAGGCUUCUGAGACAGCAGUGGCUAAGAACCAGGCACUGAAAGAGGCUGGUGCCUUCGUACCCAAGAGCUUCGAUGAGCUGGGAGAAGUCAUCACAUCUGUAUAUGACGACCUUGUUACCAAAGGAGUCAUCCAGCCAGCUGAAGAGAUGCCUCCUCCCACUGUGCCAAUGGAUUAUUCCUGGGCAAGAGAGUUGGGUCUGAUCCGUAAACCAGCUUCCUUUAUGACCAGUAUCUGUGAUGAGAGGGGUCAGGAGCUCAUCUAUGCAGGCAUGCCCAUCACUGAGGUCUUCAAGUCUGAAAUAGGUCUGGGAGGAACUCUUGGGCUUCUUUGGUUCCAGAGGAGGUUGCCCAGGUAUGCUUGUCAGUUCAUUGAGAUGUGCCUGAUGGUGACCGCUGAUCACGGCCCUGCUGUUUCUGGUGCCCACAACACUAUCGUUUGUGCCCGAGCCGGCAAAGAUCUCAUCUCCAGCCUCACAUCUGGCCUCCUCACCAUCGGUGACCGCUUUGGUGGUGCUCUGGAUGCUGCAGCCAAGCAGUUUAGCAAAGCAUUUGACAGUGGCAUGCUGCCAAUGGAAUUUGUAAACAAGAUGAAAAAGGAUGGCAAGCUGAUCAUGGGCAUUGGGCACAGAGUCAAGUCGAUUAACAAUCCCGACAUGAGAGUCCAGAUCUUGAAGGACUUUGUGAAGCAGCAUUUCCCCUCCACCCAGCUGCUGGACUACGCUCUAGAUGUAGAGAAGAUCACCACCUCCAAAAAACCCAACUUGAUCCUGAAUGUGGAUGGCUUCAUUGGUGUGGCCUUUGUGGAUCUGCUCAGAACUUGUGGUGGAUUUACACGUGAUGAAGCUGACGAGUUUGUGGAAAUUGGAGCUCUGAAUGGCAUCUUCGUCUUGGGACGCAGCAUGGGAUUCAUUGGACACUACCUGGACCAGAAGAGGCUGAAGCAGGGUCUGUAUCGCCACCCCUGGGACGACAUCUCCUAUGUGCUCCCAGAACACAUGUCCAUGUAAUCAAACGGACUAAACCAGAGAAGUGCCAGCCCACUGUCUCCAGUGUCUCCUCAACCCACUCGUCAAACCCCCGCCCAUACUAUGAUCUGCCACCAUAAAGCAGUGGCAUAAUAUAGGCAAGAUAUUACUAUUAGUAUAGCUAUAAAUGGCAAAUAUCAAAAGGGAGAAUUUUAAGAGUAAAUUUUUUGUUUUGGAAACCUGUUAGUGCUGCAGUUCUGUGAAUAGUAAGAAAACCUGCUAAACUGUGAAGCUCCAGUCAGACAAAGUCAAGGUCUGAUAAUAUAUUAAUGCAGUUAAAGUGGAUUAUUGAAGCGUUAAACACUACCACUACUACUCUUGUGGCUUUGGCAGUAAAGUUACUGCUAUUUAAAAUAUUACAUCCCUGUAUAAUCCCAGCAUGUGUGUCUGUAUGACAGACUGUUGUGUCUCUGUGCAGCUGUCUCCAUCGUGCCACUUGAGAAUCAUAAGCUUGCUCCACAGGGUGAACAUAACGCCUAUAAUAUGAGAACAUACUGUAGAUCAGAGCUUUAUUUAUGUAUAGGUGUAUUAAUUGUGAAAAUGAAACGGUACGAGAAUGUCGUGAUUUUUCCGUGAUGUUUUCACAUGGCGGUAAAAAGGAAGCAGCAGUCAGCUUACUGUUGCUAAUGGGACCAUUUUAUGAGUCAUUCCUGGCAUUCGCUGCCAUUUGCCGUUCCCGGGAAAUAUUCUCUGUCAUCUGGUGGAAAACGUUGGGUAUUUUGGACACUGUUUUAAAUGUAAGCUAUAACAAAUAUUAAAUGUAUUUUUUUUCUUUCCCUAAUUAGUUAAACAGAUAAGGGAUUUUUUGCCGAAAGCCCCAGGAAACUAUUAGCAUAGUGCUUUCCUCUAUGAGAAACUGGCUACAAAAAGAUGAAAUAUUCACUGUUUUUAAGGUCUUCUGUCGUGACAUUAUUAACAUCAAUGCACUAAUCCCAGCACUACAAGAAAGGAAUUAGUUUUAAUAAGUAAAGUUUUUUCACAUAUUUUUUCACAGUUAUAAUAUAUUAGGUCCUAUUAUUAUUUAAGAUUGUUCCAUUUCUCUGUUAGAGUAAAGCUUUUUAAAGGUCUAUACAGGCCUUAUGUUGAACAUGUGCCAUCUAUUACCCACUGACUUUCUUUCUAUUUCAACAAAAUCAAUUCAAAUACAGGAAAACUGGAAAAGAAGUCUAAUCUUGAAAAAAAAGAAGGAAAAUUGACCUUCCAGAUUGUCAUGUUUGUAUCCAACAGAGAGUAACUUUUUAGACAAUCUGGAUUUUAGAUUUAGAUUUCACUGCUAUUCUUUAUAAAAGAUACUUCUAACAGAAAAGUGAUCCAUUUUCCCACUGUUUUUGAGGCCACAAAGAAAGCUGUGUGCCAGGCCUCACCCAGUCUCCUGAUUAUUUUGUGAAUGUUACACAACUGUAGAAGAAUUCUGUGGACAACCAGAGACCUCACCAGUGUUGUUGCAAUGUUUUUGUUUGUUUCGAUGUGAAUUGAACGUGCCUCUGUGCUGAUCUGUUGCGUGUCGAUAACUGUGUAAUUGAGUAAAAUAAAAUGUAAUUAAUGUAA
Molecule: messenger RNA, 4962 nt
Organism: Scomber scombrus (Atlantic mackerel)
Lineage: Eukaryota; Metazoa; Chordata; Actinopteri; Scombriformes; Scombridae
Gene: aclya
Product: ATP citrate lyase a
Exons: 28
Coding region: 118-3396 (1092 amino acids)
Biological process (GO): fatty acid biosynthetic process; citrate metabolic process; tricarboxylic acid cycle
Cellular component (GO): cytosol
Molecular function (GO): ATP citrate synthase activity
Source: RefSeq, a predicted model, not a curated record